ACAGGCAACAACUCGUGCAACAACGUUUACCGCACCGCAAACAUGCACGCCUACCGGUUCCAGGAGUGCACCGAGCUCAUUCACCCGACGUGCACCGACGGCGUGAACGACAUGUUCUAUCCCCAGGAGUGGAACCCCGAGAAAUUUGCCGAACGGUGCCGAGAAAGGUUUGGCGUCACGCCAGAAUUCGACAGGAUUCUCAAGAAGUACCCGAUCCCGGACUUCAAGACGGCGUCCAACAUUUUCUUCACUGACGGGGAUAUGGAUCCGUGGGCUGCGCACGGCUUGGCGUAUGCUCCCACGAGUGAAACCAGAUACUACCUCAUCGAGGACGCCGCGCACCACGUGGACUUGCAAUUCUCGCACAAGGACGACCUUGAAUCCUUCUGGCACGCCAGGGCUGUUGCUAAGCGGUUCAUCAGAUAUUGGAUAUCGUGGUAUCCGUAGUCGAGGACCUCGC
Messenger RNA from Rhipicephalus sanguineus (brown dog tick), 460 nucleotides. RefSeq names its product lysosomal Pro-X carboxypeptidase. Gene Ontology annotation, molecular function: serine-type exopeptidase activity; dipeptidyl-peptidase activity. The record is from RefSeq and is a predicted model, not a curated record. Lineage: Eukaryota; Metazoa; Arthropoda; Arachnida; Ixodida; Ixodidae. Gene Ontology annotation, biological process: proteolysis. The coding region runs from base 43 to 447 and encodes 134 amino acids. The transcript is spliced from 3 exons.